Didymodactylos carnosus is the source of this 1305-nucleotide messenger RNA. The record is from the annotation of a GenBank genome assembly. NCBI's taxonomy places the organism in Eukaryota, Metazoa, Rotifera, Eurotatoria, Philodinida, Philodinidae.
AUGAUGCUCACACCGCGUUUUGAAUUGAGUCAGACAAAUGACUGUCUGCAAAUUAUGAUUUGUUGUCCGUAUGCUCAUUUAACUGAUGUCGAAUGUGAUAUAAUAUCGGAUAAUGAAUUCUACUUCUAUUUGAAACCCUAUUAUUUACAUUUAUAUCUACCAGGGAAGGUGAAAGAUGAACAAAACUAUACUUAUGAUGUUGAAAAUAGUACAUUUACGUUUCUGUACAAGAAAAUGGUAAUGGGUGAAUAUUUCAAUGAUCUCGAUAUGUUAACAAACUUAUUAUAUAAAGAUAAGAAGAUAACAAAUAAAAUCGCAAAAGUUGAAACUGUUGAAAGUGUGCAGGAAGAUGAAGAAGAGGAUGAUGAACCAAUGUGGUCUUUAUUAGAAGAGAAAUUAGAUUCUGUUGAAGAGUCCUCAUCAAUUCAACUUGUUCCUAAUCAUUAUGGUUUUAAUCUUUCUUACUCGGAAAUAUUUUCAAAAUUUGAUCCUGAAUAUUUGUUAAUAUUUGAUAAUAAGAUACCAGAGAUUUUAAGUCAAAAUGACAUUCGUCUAAAACGAUAUGAAAUGGAACAAAAAGAUUUUAAUCCUGAUCAUUAUUUAUUUGAUUUAUUUGACGAAGAAAAUCAAGCUACAAUACAAGAUUUAAUCGAUUAUAAACCACAGUAUGAUAAACAUUUUACAGAACAAGAUAAAGAUGAUCUCAAAAAUUUACCACACAAAAAAUUGCUAAUAGAGACAAACAACAAUAUUUCAUUAUACUUAGGUUUAGUUGAUUUACUAUUCUCUUAUUCGUACAAUAAACGAAUAACUAUGGGUGAAAAUUGUAUUGAAUCACCUUGGAAUCUUCAAAAAUUAUCUUCACAAUUAUCAUGGUUCGAUUCAAUAUUUAACGAUUUAAACGACUGUUUACUCUCUUGUCUUAGACGUUCACUAAUCUAUCCACUCUAUCGUUCAUUUGAUUUAUCAUUAAAAUGUUUAUGUGAUGUAUCAUAUAUCCUAAAAAUGGGUAAAAAGUUAAUAUUAAAAUGUUUAUUAGAAAUUAGACGAUUAUUCUUAGAUGAAGAACGAAGAUAUCUGUUGAAUGAUUUAUUUAUUGAUGAUUAUUGUUUAUGGUUACAAUCUUCGCAAUGCCAUCAGAAAUGGUUGAUAUCAUUAGGUGAAACGAUUGAGAAUAUUCAGUAUAAAAAAAAGCAAAUGAAUUUAAAUUUAGACAAAUUAGAAGAAAAUCAAGAUGAGACUGAUGAACUCUGUUGGAAAAUAAAAUUAGUGGAUAUUAGUGACGAGGAUGAUGAAGAAGAAUAA